Molecule: messenger RNA, 4416 nt
Organism: Angiostrongylus costaricensis
Lineage: Eukaryota; Metazoa; Nematoda; Chromadorea; Rhabditida; Metastrongylidae
Source: the annotation of a GenBank genome assembly
AUGUCUGGUCGAACAUCAGCGCAAAUUCGUGACAUUCAGGCAGAUCAUCGCGUGUUAAGUACCCACGACACCAUUCAGCAACGUCAGGAGCAGAUUGAAGUGAUAGGUGCAGACGAACUGCUUACAGAAGCUGUUGAAGAAGUUAGUGGUUUAGUUGACGACAAACAAUACUCGUACGAAUACGACAGUAUGGUCCACACACAGCAUGAUCAGAAUAUAAUUUUUCAACUUUACCAACCGUUGGAAACGUCCCAUGGCACUUUUGUAUGUCGGAUAUGUCUUGAAUUGGGUGAAACGGUCGAAUUCGAAAAUAAGACAUCCUACACACAUCAUCGAUACAAAGUCCAUGGUUCUUACAACAUCGACCACAAAAUGCCCAUUGAAAUGCACUUUCGAAUGUUCGCUAACGUGGGUGAAUUUGAAGUAGGGAGUCUAAAUACUCUCCCAUCAUUUCGAGCAGUCUACUUUGAUGCAAUAUUUAAGCCAAAUCGACCAGCUGAGAUGGUUUUUCCAGAGCCACCUAAACAUUAUGCUGAUAGGCCGUUGCAAUAUGUUAAGAUGGAUUUGGUUGCAGCCGACAGUUGUGUUUACCUCAGUACAGUAUAUUCGCAUAUCUUGAUAAUCACUGACAUAAAAACCGGCUUCAUAUUUUCAAAACCUAUCCCCGAUACUGGCGCUCAACCAUUGCUCAUACGGAUUGUGACUGAUAUAUUUCUGCAAUUUGGUGUGCCAGAGGGAUAUAGCUGUACCCAUUCGGUGACGCUAAUUCGUGAUGUGAUGAAUGCGAUUAGUGGUGUUUUCUGCGUCACUAUUAAGGAAAUUCUCUUUGAUACUCCAGACUACGGCUCUUUUUUGCGAUCACUAUACGACCAGGCUGCACUAGAACUACAGAGUAAGAACCGAUGGGUAGAAAUGGUGCAGUUUACUACGAUGGUAUUAAAUCAGUCAGGAAGCAGGUCACCAUUCAAGCGUAUGUUCAAUCGCAAGCCGUACAAUCUUUCUGGGCAUAAAGUGCCACCAUGGCUACAGAAUGAAAAUUUUGCUUCUGAUGAUGACGAAGAGAUCGAUGUGUUGCUUGAUCGGCAGGAGGAGCAAGCGCAAUGCGAUGAUUAUUUCCGCAGUAAUUCACCUAGAUAUAUCACCGGUGACAAAGUUUAUUUGAGAAAUUUUGAAAUCACGGCAAGCCGAGGGAAUGCGCUGCCUUAUCUGUAUGGCUCUAUUGGGGAAACUGAUUGGGAGAAUAGCCCACGAUUUCCUUAUCAUGUCUAUUUUUCGAAAAGCAAACACCCUUGGCCAUCUGAAGGCUCAGAAAAUAUUUGGGCUAGCCCAUACGAUGUGUUGCCAACUACACACGAUCUACUUGUUAUUUCGCAAGAAGAAAGAUUGCGAGUGACGUCGAAUUUAUUGUGCUGUUGUGGCGGAGGAGAUUACGGGGUCCCUUGUUCACUUUUCCGAAGUUACCUUUGUGCAAACGGUAUGGCGAAAGCUUGUUGUUUGAGUAGCACAAAACCUUGUGGUUACCAUGAGGAAUGUGGUGAUGGUGACGAUAGUUAUAACCGUAUGGAGGCUCUAGCAAAAGCCUACGUGAAUGCGCAACCAAGAGUGAAGACGUGCAGGUGUAAGAGAAAAAGAGUAGGCGAGGAAGAUGUAUACUCGUUAGUAUCUCCUAUCGUUAGUGGAUGUCAACCAGUGAUUCCAAUGUUGUUGAAGAGCACACGAGCUGGUGCAGAAAUGAAUAAAAAGCAACGUCGCACAGAGGAGAACACGAGCACUGAGGCCAAAUCAAAUGCUUUAUCGUUGUCGUCGCAGGACGGAAAGGUUUUUCCUUCUUCUACAUUGGAAUUAAAUCUUCGUAUUGAUUGGUGGAUUGUGUCCUUAUAUGGAACAAACGCACAUUGCACAAGUUACGAAGAACUACUGCUGAAGCUGUGGCUUGGGUCGGUUGUUGAGAUGGAUGUGGGCUUUGCACGACGUCUUAGUCGCCUGGUCGUCUAUCGCGAACGCUACGAUCAACCACCAGAAAGUGCGUGCACGUUUGUUACGAACUCGUUGAUACUCGAAGGCAAAGUCAACGUCCUUUCCGAAAAGUAUUUCCGUUGCCUGUCGGUUAUCGCGAAUGACCAAUGGUAUGCAGCCCUCUGUAACGUGAAUAUGGUCCUAAUUGAACUAUGGCCUAAGUUGCAUGAGUCCUGUCGAGAGCUUAUGUUACAGUUUUUUCGAGAAGCCGUCAAGCUAAAUGUUCCCAAGAUUGAAAAUGUGAUAAUGAACCUUGUACGAUCGAUCAAUGGAAGUGUCGAGUGGAAUUACAAACUGCGACAUGCCCACGUGAUUGCUUCAAUUCUUAACGAUAAUGAAGCUUGGGUGAUGGGUCUCAAACCUGGUACUUUCAUGCUUCUGAAUGUAUUAACAACGUUCGGACAUUUGAUAAUUGACAUACCACUCGGUGGAGCAUUUGAAGAUGUUCGAAUCGCGAUGAUCCAAAGUUUAGUCUUUAUAGUUCGCAAUCGUUUUACGGAUGCACUUAUGCUUGGUCGCGAACUGCUGUUAAUACUAAUGCGAUUAGCGAAGAUACCUCAAAUCAAUUUGAUUUGGGUUGAUCUCAUCACAAAUCCAACGAAGUUUGGCCUAAAUGAUGGAAUUGAAGAUCUUUUCCGAUCCAAUGCGAAUUUUUAUGGUGUCCGCCUAUCUACAGAAAUGGCGAAAAAGUUAGAAUUCAUCAUAUGCCAAUGCAAACCAAAUACUCAAGACAAGCAUUUUGAGUGGUUUUCAAAUACGUUUUUCCGCGGGCCCGACGGACCCAGUCUUCGUGCUGAGGCCAUACGCUACGUGCUGUAUUUCUUUAAACCAGAUAUGCCAACGCAUGUUUUGGAAGCUCGUGGCCAUUUUCUCUACUAUCUUUUGACAACAAUCCCUCCUAACUCUGAUAUUGAACAACAAUGGUGUAGAAAUGCUGUCUGGUUCGAUUGGCUGACGUAUGAUGUGCAUACGUCUGUACAAUUCAUUGAACCUGUCAUGAGCAUGGUCAGGCAAGCAUUGAUCAAUGCUCCAAUGAAAGCUACCUCAUUGUUGGAAUAUGUCUGUAGGGCUAUUACUCUUAUGUACCCUUCCCGGGCUGAUUUGUUUAAAAAGGCAGCAAAUGAUGCUAUGCAUGCUGUCCACGAGUACUAUAGCGGAGGUUUGUUGGCAAUUUUGGAUAAUCCACGAAUCGAGCGAAGUAUACGUGAUUUGAUACGAGAAACGUUUGCCGAUUACUUUUCUCGUAUCACAAGUUUACCAUCAGCUACACUUCAGCCAGCACCAUUAAUCCCUUCGUCUUCUCCUUCCUCACAGCCACCAACAUCAAGAUCAGUAGCGACAACCGCCUCGAAUUCAAACCAUACAUCGGUAAUCAAAGAGAAAAUACGGCUGAAAGACGGAGAGAAGAACAAAGAAAAUGAUCGGGACGAAAGGGAAAGGAGUAAGCAGAGUAAGACACCGAGCCCACCGAAUGGCACCGUAAUUGCAGAGUUGGAGGAAAUCAAGAAGAAGAAGCGAGAAGAGGAAAUUGACGACUUGGUAGAGCAAUUACGAGACGAUUUCAAAGCCACCAUGAUGUCUUUACGAGAAACUUUCCGUGAGACCGAGGAUGACAGUGAGCGUGGUGAAGCAGUGCAACGAUUAUUGCAAAAGCUCCUUGAAAAUGUUCGUUUACCAAUUGUAUUUUCUCCUAACUAUCUUAAUAAUUGGGAGGACUCCAUUGACGACGAACAAUUAGAGCUGGUAGCUCAUAGUGUUCAGCUUGUGAUGGGCGGCCCAGUUGAUGGUAGUCGCCGAUCGAUUCUUCCUGAUCCAGUAACUGAGGAUGCGUUAGCUGAUUCAUUCUCCCAUCCGUUAUUUAUCAUAUUCCGUAACCUUUGUUAUACUCCUGAUACGGAUGCCACAACGCGGUCACUUAUGGUGAACAUGAUUGCCACGAUGCGUGAUUACGAUAACACAGUCACUUAUCUUAUGCUGUUUUUCAUAAAGCAAUGUGCGGUGGACGAUGAGCGAUUAUUUGCUUUUCUUGUUCCUUAUGUAUUUCAAAAACUGGAUGUUGAAGCCGGUGCAAACUCAUUUGCCCAAAUUGUCUACGCAUCCCUGGACUGGCCUACCACAGCACAAUGGGCUUUUUGGCAUUUAGUACAUGCUGAAGGUAUACCUGGAGAAUGGCUGAUACAACUUCUACCCAAGUUGAAAUCCUCUCAGCACGCAGAAGCUGCUGCCAAUGUUUUGUUGAUGCUGAAAAGAGCAGGUAUUGUCUGUUCAGCAUUUUUUGGAUUUAUGCCCGACUCGAUUGAGUUUACCGUUCAGUUAGUACGGUUGUUACAAACAAUGUUUAGAUCGCGAUCCCAACAUGAAUAUGUUGCGAGCCUUAUUUUCACGGACGCCGUUGUCUGA